This is a messenger RNA of Artibeus jamaicensis (Jamaican fruit-eating bat), 5059 nucleotides long. RefSeq names its product FAM20B glycosaminoglycan xylosylkinase (gene FAM20B). Gene Ontology annotation, biological process: protein phosphorylation. Gene Ontology annotation, molecular function: phosphotransferase activity, alcohol group as acceptor. Gene Ontology annotation, cellular component: Golgi apparatus. The record is from RefSeq and is a predicted model, not a curated record. The coding region runs from base 312 to 1541 and encodes 409 amino acids. The transcript is spliced from 8 exons. NCBI's taxonomy places the organism in Eukaryota, Metazoa, Chordata, Mammalia, Chiroptera, Phyllostomidae.
GCGGGGAGAGGUGGCCAGGGAAUGGCCGGGCCGGGGGUAGGCGGGAGCCGCCGUGGCGGUGGCUGCGACGGCUGGGGGCGCUGAGCGCGGCGUGGGGCGGCCCCUCCGCGGAGGCGGUGGGGGUGGCCGGGCCGCACCGCACGGCCCGGCGGCUAUGGAGCGAGCCUAGGGCCCCGCAGGAAUUGUGGGAGUCACGUGAGUGAAGAAAUGCACCAGUGUGUCUAGUCAUGGGAUCUCCUUGCUGACCACCACCACCACCUGCUCUCCGACACGCGAGAGAGAGUGGGGCGGGCGGAGGACAAGAGGCCAACAUGAAGCUGAAGCAGCGGGUUGUGCUGUUAGCAAUCCUCCUCGUCAUCUUUAUCUUCACCAAAGUUUUCCUGAUUGACAACUUGGACUCGUCAGCUGCCAACCGGGAGGACCAGAAGGCUUUCCACCGGAUGAUGGCUGGCCUGCGGGUGGAGCUGGCGCCCAAGCUGGAGCACACCUUGCAGUCUCCCUGGGAGAUCGCGGCCCAGUGGGUGGUUCCCCGGGAAGUGUACCCCGAAGAGACACCAGAGCUGGGGGCGAUCAUGCAUGCCAUGGCCACCAAGAAAGUCGUAAAAGCUGAUGUGGGUUAUAAAGGGACACAGUUGAAAGCCUUACUGAUACUUGAAGGAGGACAGAAAGUGGUCUUCAAACCUAAGCGGUACAGCCGAGACUACGUGGUGGAAGGGGAGCCCUACGCUGGUUAUGACAGACACAACGCAGAGGUGGCAGCCUUUCACUUGGACAGGAUUCUGGGUUUCCGCCGAGCCCCCUUGGUGGUCGGCAGAUUCGUCAAUCUGCGGACAGAGGUCAAGCCAGUCGCCACGGAGCAGCUCCUGAGCACCUUCCUCACCGUAGGAAACAAUACUUGCUUCUACGGGAAGUGUUACUACUGCCGAGAAACGGAGCCGGCUUGUGCCGACGGAGACACCAUGGAGGGGUCUGUCACGCUGUGGCUUCCAGACGUGUGGCCGCUGCAGAAGCACCGACACCCUUGGGGCAGGACGUACCGAGAGGGCAAGCUGGCCAGGUGGGAGUACGACGAGAGCUACUGCGAUGCUGUGAAGAAGACGUCCCCCUACGACUCUGGCCCCCGUCUCCUGGACAUCGUGGACACCGCCGUCUUCGAUUACCUGAUCGGCAACGCCGACCGCCAUCACUACGAGAGCUUCCAGGACGACGAAGGCGCCAGUAUGCUCAUCCUCCUGGACAACGCCAAAAGCUUUGGGAACCCUGCCCUGGACGAGAGGAGCAUCCUGGCCCCGCUCUAUCAAUGCUGCAUCAUUCGAGUGUCCACCUGGAACAGACUGAACUACCUGAAGAACGGCGUACUGAAGUCUGCCUUAAAAUCCGCCAUGGCCCACGACCCCAUCUCCCCCGUGCUCUCCGAGCCUCACCUGGACGCCGUGGAGCAGCGGCUCCUGAGCGUCCUGGCCACCGUGAAGCAGUGCACUGACCAGUUUGGGACGGACACCGUGCUGGUGGAGGACAGGAUGCCUCUCUCCCACUUGUAACUCACCACGCAGAGUAACUGACACUUCUUUUCACGAAGAUAGAGAAACAGCACAAUCAAUUCCAAAGGUGCAUUGGAGGUGGCCGGCAGCAGGUCCUGGAGAUAGGGAACAGGGUGGCCUUGCAUUUCUUUGGUGUUUUCCGUCACAGAAGCUAAAGAAGGACCGUAAGCUUCAGGCCACGGAAACGUCCCUGCGGAAUCACCGGACCUCCCCGCACUCGCCCACUCUGGCAGCGGGUCGCGGCUGGUCAGGCUUACCUUCUCCUGCCGGAGGACAGGCAGGAGUGACGUCGGCACAGGUCGAUGCCGGAUCGGUUCUGGAGGGUGUAUUUUGAGUUAUCCUUAGAGUCCUUUCGCCGCACCUGUGGAUUUCCCGAGAAUACUUUGCAGACUCUCAAGUCCUUUUUUACCAGGACUAGUGACACUGGGAAUUUCACUGCGUCCACAGGAGCGGCAGCAAAUGAGCCUGGCACUGCGUGGAGCCGGAGGAGCAGGCUGGGGGGGUGGCAUCUGGGACAGAGGGAGCGGGGAGAGCAGAACCUGUUUGGGCUGUUCAGCGAUUAGGUGGUCGUGCUUCUGAGGGUGCAUAGAGGCAGGGAGAGGGGCGAGAGAAGGCAGACUGGCACCAGGGGGUGGCCGAGUUAGUGACAGCAGGUUCCCCUGUGUUCCGGUCCUUAAGGUGUGUAAAAGCUAACGCGACUCCUACCUAAGCAAGGUCUGCAUUUUCACAGUUGUGUUUAAAUUAACCAAAAAGUUGUCUCCAGAGAACUUAUUGUUACAACCCAAGCACUAUUAUUCUCUUAUGGAGACUUAGUUUUUCCCUUUUGCCUAGAGGAGAGAGACCCCUUCCGAGUUAACGAAGCAGACAAUGUCUUGAGUGGGGGUUAGCGUGCCCGUGAUCUUGGCCGUCCUGGUUUCUCGUCCGAGAUGGUUUCCACCUCUGCUGCUAAGGCCUGCGAAGCUGCUCUUCCCCAGAGAGCGGCCGUCCGGACCGUGCCUUCUGGGGAGAGAGCCGGCUCCCUCUGACCGACGGUGGUGUGUGUCCCCCUGCGUCCGGGCCUGUCUUAGGGCUCGAGCCAUGUGGGCAGCUGGAAAUAGGGAGUGAAGCCUUCCGAGCCUUAAAACGAGGGGGUUGUGCCAGGAAGAGCCUUAAGAUUUUGAUUUAUGUCAAACCCUAGUUCAUCAUCUCGGCUUGUUUGGAGUUUUGAACCCAUGUUCUUUCGUCUGUUGUUAGCGCUCUCAAAUUUCAGGUUGCAAAAACUCAGGCUUAGUUCUGGGUUCCGGCAAAGAGGCUGUGACGAGUAAGCGGUCAUAAGCAGUCAGACACGGGGACGGCAGGCCUGGCGUGGCCCCCCGCACGUGUCCUCGUCCCUCGUGGUGUCGGGCGCUGCUCCGGUUCUGUGCAUCUGCCGGGCAGGGACCCGUGUUGGGUGUCGUGGUUGAAUACGCGGUGCCAGCCCCGGAGGCAGGCCAGGCCUGGUCAGCCACCCUUUGAAAGGCCGUUUGGCAUUGAGUGGUAACUGCACGUCCUGUGACUACUUCAAAAAAAAACGUGAGAUUAGGACACUUUUGUACUUUGUAUGUACAUUUUGAGAUGUACACGAGUGUGGGCUGAGUCAUCGGGAAAGGUUUUGAAUUUAUGAAGACAAAUCAGCACAAAGCACUGAACUAGGGUCAGCAAAAGGAGGCCUCGGUUCCCGCUGUAAGGCCUGUGCCCAGAAUCCCCCGCAGAGCAGGGGCGGGGCUCCCUGGAGAGGGUGCCGCCGGCUCGCUCUCCCCGUGGUGAUGUUGGCUGAACCAGGUACCGGUCAGCGUUCUCCCGGCACGGGGCCUGUUUCAGUUUGCCGCGCUGGAGGGGGUCAGAGCCGGUCUCAGCCUGGGCGCCUCGUUGCUGAUGUCCAAGGCAGGACGUCCGCAGAGGGAAAGAGCAGGAGGGAGAGCUGGUCUGAAGAGGCCUCCUCCUUCAAAACAUUGCCGAAAAUGAGUAACUUCAUUCUCUUUCCCUGCUGUUUAAAAAUUCUUGCUCUUCAAAGGAGUUCCGAUCUGUAGUGGUUAAAGUUAGGGUUUUCCAAAUGACAUUGAGAAUAUGAGUUUAUAUUCAAAGUCAGGAUCAGAUUAAGCAAGAAAAGUAUGUUUCGGUGAAUCUGGAAGAAAACCAGCCAUAAACAUCAAGCCAUGAAAUUUACAAACACUAUGUUUUGAUGGAAAAAACAGGUAGAUAUCUUUCCAAAAGUUCUCUAACUCUUCUUCUUCCGGUUGAUUUAUUAGAGUCUCGCACCAUUACAGUCAGGUCAGUGGAAGGGUUUUGGGCCCGAAGCAGGGUGCGCUUAGCAGCCUCUGCAGGUGGGCGCAGAUACAUUUUAAUGUUACGGAGCCAGGAGGGUCAGAGUCCUUUUGUCUUCCUGCUUUUCAAAUAUGUUUAUGCCUGAGUUUGAGAGGGGAAACUGCGAGGGGAGAGGUUUCAUUCCAAAACUGCUCUUUAACAGGAGUCUAUAUGGUGGGUUUGGACAUAAGUAACAAUCUGUGCAAAACAAACUAGUAGACGGGACCCUGUCGUUCAGUGAUGUGUCACAAGGCAAGUCCCCCGUCGGCACCGGGGUCAGCGUGCCGAGUGAGGACGGAGGAGGAGGUGAGAGAAUUGGGGUGCAUCUACUGCAUAUUAUUUUGGGAAAGAUGAAUCCUAUACGUGGCAGCUUUUCAUUGUUACCUGAUGGCAACACGUUCCUCCAAAGAAAUCCAUCUUAUCUCUUUAAGAGAAGAGAAAAAAGGCUUUCAGCCCCCCCUUCCCAUCCGCCACACUCCUCCAGCCCCGCUCGCCGUGGUCUCGGUAUGUUCACGUCUGACGAGAAAACCAAACCUCAGUGAUGGUGAGCUCUCUCCUGCAGGCCGUCCUGUGAGCCUGAGCUUCAGGAAACGCGAGUAAAGGUGUAUGUGUGUAUAUAGUCAUAGAUGUAUUCUAGCAAGAAGAAACGUAUUUAUUUUGACACAGGAAACACUGAUUUACGUUGCCGAAGAACUCGAAGCCAGUGAAAGGCCCUCCUCUCAGGUUCUGAGCCGGACCCCAACCCCGAGGGCCCAGAGCCCAUCUGGUCAGCAAAGCCCGCAGCCCCGAGCAGCCCCGGGGAGCUUGCCCCGCCAGGCACUUGCCCUCGGACGAGCCGAGAGGCCCAACUUCACGCACCGUCUGAUGCAGGGAAGGCCAGUUCUCACCCUGAUUCCUCAAGUCUGGGUCGAAGUGCUGCGGGCUGGGGACUACUGCCACAGGUUGUAGGGAACUAAGGGGUUGCAGGUACCGGGUGUUGGGAACUGGGAAUAGUAGAGUGGGGAGCUAGUUUAUUUGCUGAAAUGGGAAGCGUCAGACCUGCCCCGUCUGUUCCAGUCUGCCGGGAUCUCCUCUCCGAGCCGUUGCACAGAGAUUAUGCUUGUACGUCACCCAGGGAGAUGGGCGUGCACCCAAGUCUCCAACGUGCUCUGGGUUCCAAUUCUGGGGAAAAAACGAAUAAAGAUUUUAAGUAUUGA